UGCUUCUUGGCGGUAUUUGUAAACGUGUCGUCUGGAUGAUUUACUGUUUUAAUGUAACUUUAUUCGUUUAGAAAUGCGUUUUGGCUAAUUGGAUUGAUAAUAUAUCAACAUGAGUGAAUUAGAAAAGUUAAAAAGAGAAAAACGUAAAGAAGAAUUGAAAGGAAAUUGGAAAGAUGUUGCAGUUCUUUGUAAUUACAUAGGACAGCUUCUUAGUAAAGCUGGAAAUUGUGAAGAAGCAUUAGAAGCUCAUCAGGAAGAAUUGCAAAUUUCAGAAUCUCGAAAUGACAUGUUAGGUGUUGCUAUAGCUAACAGAAGAAUUUGUGAAUGUUACAGUGAUAUGGGAAAUUAUAAAAAAGCACUUCGCUAUGGUAAAAAAUAUCUUGAACUAUCUGUGAAACUUGGUUCAAAGUUAGAAGAACAAAGAGCGUGGGCUACUUUAGGUAGAACGUUUUAUUACGUGGUCGAAAAUGGGAAUCUGUCCGUACUCGAUAAAGCCGAAAAUGCUUUUACGGAAAGUUUACAGUUAGUCGAAGAGUUGAGAGAUGAAGUAUCUGCUAAAGAACAUGCGGAAAUGAAAGCACGGUUAUUAUUAAAUGUGGGUUUGAUUUAUAACAAACGAAAAAAUAUGUCUCGGUGUGCCGAGAGUAUCAAACAGGCUAUCUUUUUAACGAAAAAACACUCUCUGACGGAAGAUUUGCAUCGAUGUCAAUAUUCUUUGGCAAAUGUAUACGAACAGUUUGGAAAUCUGACGUUUGCUCUUAGAUUAGCUGAUGAAGCGGUAUCAUCUGCUAAAAUUUUAAAAGAUAAAACUUUAAUAUGUGAUUCUUUAUUGUUAAAAGUGCAGAUCAUGAUAAUGCUUAAAGAUUUUCAUGGUGCAAAAUCAAGUUGUAAAAAGGCAUAUAAAAUAAAGUCAAAUGAAAACAAUGAUCAAUUAAGAGCUGAAAAAUAUCUAAAAGGAUUAUAUCUGAUUUGUGAUACUGAAACUCGGCUUAAGUUGUUAUCAGAAGAGGAAAAAAUUAGAAAGGCUCGGUGUUUAGAAAAAAUUGGUGAUAUACUAUCAUCUCUUGCUUGUUAUAAACCUGCUGUUCAAUACUAUAUCUUUACACUUGAAAAUUUAAAAGAAGCUGGAAAAAAAGAUAAUGAGUUGACUGCAAUUUAUUUUUCUAUAGCUCAAACAUAUGCAGAUGAUGAGCAGUAUGAUAAAGCUCUUGAAUAUUUUCAAAUGGAAUUGAAUGGUUACAGUGGAAAUGAGGAAGAACAAUGUAAAACAUUUUUAAAAAUAGCUGAUAUUCUUGAACUGUUAAAAGAUUAUAAGCAAUUAAAAAUUAUAUAUAAAAAUGCACUUAAUUUAGCAGAGAAUUGUGAACAAGUUAAAUUACAGUAUCAAUGCUUACAGCAGAUGAAAUAUCUCCAAGAGAAAUGUAAAAUAUUUGAAGCGGAAGAAAUAGAAGAAAUAGAAAAAAAGAUUAUUGAAUUAGAUUUUGAUGACAGAGAUAUAGAUUCUGAUACAGGUUAUGAUGAUAAUCCUGACUAUUUUGAUGAAAUUUCAUUGUCAGAUAUAUCUGAUUGCACUGAUAAUGAAGCUGAGGAUGAAACACAAAAUGUUUCAAAAAGAUCUCGGAAAAAACUCGAUUCAAAGCGUAAUGAUGUCGGAGAAACACCUCUGCACAGAGCGUGCAUUGAAGGAAAUCUUAAAUUUGUAAAACACCUUAUUGAAAAUGGUCAUAUCGUCAAUCCUCGUGAUAACUGCGGCUGGAUUCCAUUACAUGAAGCUUCAAAUUAUGGUUAUUAUGAUAUAGUACAUUAUCUAAUAGAAAAAGGUGCUUGGGUUAAUGACAAUGGUGGAGAAUUAUGUGAAGGAAUUACUCCUCUGCAUGAUGCUGCCAAUUGUGGACACAUUGAUAUAAUGAGAUUACUUAUUGAUAAAGGAGCAUCAAUAACAUCAAGAACUCAUAAUGGAGAAACUCCCUUAGAUUGUUUGAGAAAAUGGAGAAAAAGAGCACACCGUGAUUUAGAUUCAAGAGAACUUAAUGAAAUUUUAAAAUUUGAAGACGAAUUGUCUGAAAAAUUAAAGCUGAUAGGUCAAGAAGAACUAACUUGUUUUCAGGAAUUAACAGUUUCCAAUAAUGAAUUAAGUAGAAGAAAUAUAGAUAAAAGACAACGUUCUCCAAGUAUUUCUCCAACUGCAAAUUUAUACAAUUGUGAUGAAAACAUGGAUGAAGAUUAUGAUAUAUAUGCAAGAGACAAUAUUUUAGAAAAUGAGAUAGAUUUUUCAACUAAUGCAUGUUCUCAAUAUCAAUCAGUGAUGUCUAACUUAAGGAAAAGUGGUUUAUCAACUAAUCAAAUGCCAAAAAUGCACAUCAAAAAUGAUAAAGUUACUACAGCUCUUAUUGAUGAAGAUAAGAUUGUUAAAGAUUGGUUAUUAGAUGAUAUGAAAGAAAAAAAGCAUGUAUCGAAAAAAAUGCGAACAAGUUAUGAAACAGGAACUUAUUCAAAAUCUAAAGAAAAAAGAAAAUUAAACCAAUCAAAAUUACCAAAUAUCACAACUUCUGUUGUAAAUAAUGAAAUAGAAUAUUCAGAUAUUCAUAAUACAGAAACAAGCGCAGAAAAUUGCAAAGACUUAAGUCAAAAUAUAACAGAAAAUGCAUCUAAAACUGCUUCAAAAUCAAUUUUCUGUUUAAAAGUUAAAAUAGAAGAUAAAAUGAUUUUAAUUCCAGUUAACGAUCUCGAAUUGAAAAUCAGUUGGUUAGAAAUUGAGGCCUCUAGACGAUAUUACGAUUUAAUUGGUAAAAAACCACAUUUGUUAUUAAGUACUUCUGAUGGAGCAGUUCUUUCAUCUUCAGAUCCAAUUGGCUUAGUCCUUACAAAUUAUGAAGAAGUGAUUGCAAUUGUUAAAAAUUGGGAAAUACCUCUACUUACUGAACGUUUUAAAGAAUUUUGUGGUGACGCUGGUUUAAAAUAUCAAUCUAUGUUAAGAAAAUUACAAAUGACAGAAAUAUCUGGAGAGCUUUCCAUUGAAAAUAUAAAUUUCAAUAUUAAAUUAGCUAAACCUUUAUUUUCUGCUUUGCAAUAUCAAGAAAAUAUUAAAGUAUUGAAUAUUAGUGGUUGCUUUUUAAACGAUGAAGCAAUAACACUAUUAGCAUCAUCAUUGGUUACUUUACGUCAUCUUAUUGUGUUAAGUUUAAGAUGCUGUGGAUUAAUGAGAACUGGUAUUCAAAAUAUUUCUAAAGUUUGUUUUAUUGAAAGUGCAGAAACUAAACCAUUACAAAAUUUAGAAAAAUUGGAUAUUGCAUAUAAUGCAAUUGGACCAGAUUUUGUUCCAAUUACUUCUUUUUUUAAGUAUUGUUCUCUAUCAAUAUUAGAUAUAAGUGGAUGUAAUGUGGAAAGGUGUAUUUUUCAAGAUAGAAAUUUUCUUCAAGAAAUGAAAAAUAAUCUUCAGGAACUUUAUUUAGCAAACAAUAAAUUAGGAAUAUCAGGUUUAAGAGAAUUAUUUACUAAUUUUUAUGUUGGUGAAUUAAGAAAAUUGGAUUUAUUCUCAACUAUAAAAUCUAGAGAAAGAAAUAUUGGAGAAUUAUUUAAAGAAUUCCUUCCUCAAAUGACAAAUUUGUUGCAUCUUAAUCUUAGUGAUUGUUCUUUACAGAAUGAAGACAUGAAAGAAAUUACAGAAGCCAUAACUUUCUGCAAAAGUUUGCAAUACUUAAAUUUAAGUGCAAAUCCAAGAUUAAAUGCCACAUGUAUUAAACAUCUUUUGCAUUCUUUAAAUGAUAAUAAUAUUCCAAUAACUCACUUAAAUUUAUCAGGUUCUAUUAAUUGGGACUGUGAUAUAUCAGAGAUUUACUUUACUUUUAGUCAUCAAUUGAAUUCAAUAAUAUUUACAAUUACUGAGAGGUUAGAAAACUUUUUGAAUCAAAUGAAUACAAUUUGGAAACGAGUUCAUGGUAAAAAUGCAAAGUGCAUCGAAGGACCUGGAAAUAUCAUAGAAUUUACAUUGGAUGUUACAUUUUAAUCACAAAGAAAAAUUUAAUUUAGAUAUUUAGGACUCAAUUGAAUUACUAGUCCAAUUUUAUAGGUUUUUAAACAUUAAAUUAUAUGAAAAUAUUUUUUGCACAGAAGUCAUGAACCAUUUUUUUCAAUGUUUAUUAUUAUUUUUUUAAGAGGAGAUGA
Centruroides sculpturatus (bark scorpion) is the source of this 4164-nucleotide messenger RNA. Its product is annotated as tonsoku-like protein. Gene Ontology annotation, molecular function: protein binding. The transcript has a single exon. The record is from RefSeq and is a predicted model, not a curated record. Lineage: Eukaryota; Metazoa; Arthropoda; Arachnida; Scorpiones; Buthidae. The coding region runs from base 110 to 4006 and encodes 1298 amino acids.